GUUCACUCGCAUAUAUUAGGCGAUUCAGUCUUUCAUUCUCGCUGUAGAAAAGAGGAAAACGCAGAAGUAGUAGGAAAUGAGGCGCGUGGAGUCCGAGUCAGGAGUCCACCGCAGCGGGAGAGAGAGACGCGCUUUUAAAACGCCAACUCCGAUAUUUGUACGAGUCGACGUCGUUGCGAUCGGGCGCUGUGCUCUUGAUCGCGGACGGGUGUCUUGGUGUCUUUUGUGCGCCUAAGCGCUCCAGACGAGCCCAGAAGACGUGCGUGCAGCACGAGCGCAGCGGUGGUCUCGAGGAGGGGGCUUCCUCAAACCCCGUUUAUUCGUGACCUCACCGGGAGGGAAAUGGAAAGUGAUCGUAUGGAUCAAUUACAGGCUUUUAGCCGUGCUGUCCGUCAUAAUUCAUGACUCUGGAGCGGGAGAAAGAGCGGGACACUGUGUGCCAAAGAGAGGGGGGUGGGGGGUGUGGCGGCAGAGUUUGAUGGAGUUGGGCGCGCUCCUGCAGCACGCGAUCCGCCCUCGCGCCUGACACGGACACAAACAAAGGUGUGAUUAUUAUUUUUUUUCGUCCCCCCUCUUCGCGGACUUGCGGGAAGCUGCAUCAUGUUCGACUGCGUGGACGUGCUUGCUGUGGGCCCGGGUCAGAUGCUGGAGCUGUACUCGCCGAGCGCGUCCUCGUGCAUGCUGCAGGAGAAGGCUCUGAAGGCGUGCAUCGGCCGGCUGGCGCACGCGGACUGGCAGCAGCGCCGCAGCGCACACUCCAUCGAAACGCAAAGCACCAGUUCAGAGGAGCUGGUCCCCAGCCCUCCAUCACCGUUGCCCCCGCCCCGCAUCUACAAACCCUGUUUUGUGUGCCAGGACAAGUCCUCGGGGUACCACUAUGGGGUCAGCGCAUGUGAGGGAUGCAAGGGCUUCUUCCGUAGGAGCAUCCAGAAGAACAUGGUCUAUACAUGCCACCGAGACAAGAGCUGCAUCAUCAACAAGGUCACGAGGAACCGCUGCCAGUACUGCCGCCUACAGAAGUGCUUCGCUGUGGGCAUGUCCAAGGAGUCGGUCCGGAAUGACCGCAACAAAAAGAAGAAGGAGAGCCCAAAGGCGGAGUUCACCGAGAGCUACGAGCUGACAGCGGAGCUGGAGGCCAUUGUGGAGAAGAUCCGCAAGGCUCACCAAGAGACCUUCCCAUCACUCUGCCAGUUGGGCAAGUACACUACGAACUCGAGUGCAGACCACCGCGUGCGGCUUGACCUGGGCCUGUGGGACAAAUUCAGCGAGCUGGCCACCAAGUGCAUUAUCAAGAUUGUGGAGUUUGCAAAACGAGUGCCUGGUUUCACAGGGCUGACCAUCGCUGACCAGAUCACCCUGCUGAAAGCUGCCUGCCUGGACAUUCUGAUCCUUCGCAUCUGUACGAGGUACACCCCCGACCAGGACACCAUGACCUUCUCAGACGGCCUGACGCUGAACCGCACGCAGAUGCACAACGCCGGCUUCGGUCCACUCACCGACCUGGUGUUCACCUUCGCAAACCAGCUGCUCCCCAUCGAGAUGGAUGACACAGAGACCGGCCUCCUCAGCGCCAUCUGCCUCAUUUCUGGAGACCGCCAGGACCUUGAGGAACCCUCAAAGGUGGACCAGCUGCAGGAGCCCUUACUGGAAGCGCUCAAGAUCUACGUACGCAAGCGCCGGCCGAGCAAGCCGCACAUGUUCCCCAAGACCCUGAUGAAGAUCACGGAUCUGCGAAGCAUCAGUGCCAAAGGUGCAGAGCGUGUCAUCUCCCUGAAGAUGGAGAUCCCGGGCUCCAUGCCCCCACUCAUCCAGGAGAUGCUGGAGAACUCGGAGGGACAGGAAGGGCAGGGCAGCUCCGAGGACGGUGGCCCGGGCAAGGCCAGCGGCGCCAAGCCUGCUGCCAUGUCGCUGACCCCAUCCCCAGGGCCCGAGGACGGCCCCAGCGCCGCACCCGCCCAGGAGCAGUAGGAAACCUCUAGCAGAGGCGGACCCCCGUGGGCGGACUCUCGGACAUCGUUUUGCACAGAACAGGUUGGCAAGCGAAGGGCGCACCCAGAAGUAACCCACCCUCUCGCUUUCGCUGUUUGUUUCCCUCCUUAAAGUACACCGACGGCCUCAAAGGACCGACUCGCUCAUGUUGAACUCUUGCUGAGCUUCGGCGGCACGUCCCCACGGGGGGACCGGACUGUGUUCAUGUGCCGUCGCGCUCGCCACAUGCCCACACAGGAGGUGAAACUGCUCAGGUUACUUGUGUAAAUUCAUAGCUGCAUGACGGGCUCAGUUUGGUAAGUGGUUUAAUUCUCUCUUACUGUCAGCGUACAUUGUACAUACCAUCGUAUGGUCGAGCCGCUGUUCCUAUUAAUUUCGUGGUGCUUUCUCAUUGUCUUAAUGAAGAUUUUUAAGGCAAGGUAUACAGCAAGAUAAAAACCUUACUUAUCAGAGUCCUUUAAAACAGAAUGUUCUCAUAGUUAGUGUG
Molecule: messenger RNA, 2476 nt
Organism: Scleropages formosus (Asian bonytongue)
Lineage: Eukaryota; Metazoa; Chordata; Actinopteri; Osteoglossiformes; Osteoglossidae
Product: retinoic acid receptor beta-like
Exons: 8
Coding region: 601-1968 (455 amino acids)
Biological process (GO): retinoic acid receptor signaling pathway; regulation of transcription by RNA polymerase II; cellular response to corticotropin-releasing hormone stimulus
Cellular component (GO): transcription regulator complex; nucleus
Molecular function (GO): nuclear glucocorticoid receptor binding; RNA polymerase II cis-regulatory region sequence-specific DNA binding; nuclear receptor activity
Source: RefSeq, a predicted model, not a curated record